Messenger RNA from Pelobates fuscus (common spadefoot toad), 1372 nucleotides. It is a transcript of the gene NPHS2, whose product is annotated as NPHS2 stomatin family member, podocin. Gene Ontology annotation, cellular component: plasma membrane. The record is from RefSeq and is a predicted model, not a curated record. The transcript is spliced from 10 exons. The coding region runs from base 1 to 1278 and encodes 425 amino acids. Lineage: Eukaryota; Metazoa; Chordata; Amphibia; Anura; Pelobatidae.
AUGGCGGAAAACCCUCAAGCCAAUAAUCCAGCUCCUCCAGGAGAAUUUGAUCCCUUACAAGUGGGGCACAGGCCGACAAAGCAGGCAAGACUUGAAACUGUUUAUAAUACAUUUGUUAUCCUGGCUCCCUCAUCCCACUCACUGCUCAUUACAACCAUGACUGAGAAGAGAUCUCGAAGCUCCUCUAGAGAGCCCCCUCAGAAACAGAGAGACUCUUUCACUCAAGGAUCCAAGAGAAAGAAAAGAGAGAGCCAAGGUUCAGUUGGGCCCAGAAGUGGACGGGACAAAGGAGUAGAGAAAAAUGAUACCAAGGUUUCAGCCGUGGUGGAUGUGGAUAAUGUGGUGGCUUCCGAUGAGGAGACUGAAGUAAUGGCAUUACUGGAGAGUGGCCACAAGGAUGAGGGUGUGAAGUCUGCAGGCAUUAGGAUAUGUGAGAAUCUACUAAUUUUCUGCUGUCUCCUAGUCAUCCUCUUCACAUUACCUCUGUCUAUCUGGCUAUGUGUUAAGAUUGUGCGUGAAUAUGAGCGCGCAGUUAUUUUCCGCCUGGGACGCCUCCUGCCAGGACGAGCAAAGGGACCAGGUCUCUUCUUUUAUCUUCCUUGUUUGGACAAGUGCCACAAACUGGACUUGCGUCUAAAGACAUUUGAGGUUCCAUUUCAUCAGAUUGUGACUAAGGACCUUAUAACAUUGGAGAUUGAUGCUGUCUGCUACUACCGAUUAGAAAACCCUUCUCUUUUCAUGACCAACGUGAGCACUACAUCCACUGCUCUCCAACUCCUGGUCCAAACUACAAUGAAACGCCUUCUGGCACAUAAAGCAUUUUUGGAUAUCUUGUUGGAGAGAAAGACCAUUGGAGAAGAAGUAAAGGUGGCAUUGGAUGCAGUGACUUGUAACUGGGGGAUCAAAAUGGAGAGAGCUGAAAUUAAGGACGUGAAGCUCCCUGAGGAGGUUAAACAGUCACUGGCCGUGGAAGCAGAAGCCCAGAGACAAGCCAAAGUGAAGGUAAUUGCUGCAGAAAAUGAAAAAGCUGUGUCUGAGUCUCUUAAAUUGGCAGCUGAAACCUUAGCUGGAUCCCCUACAGCCAUUCAGCUCCGAUACCUUCACACGCUGCAAUGCAUGACAUCUGAGAGGCCACCUACCUUCUUUUUACCUUUGCCUUUUGAUCUGAUGAACUUAAACCCUAUGUCCAAACUGCAAGAAAGCAGCGGAACUUCAAACCCACCCAAGUCAGAUGCUGAAGCUGAACAAGGCAAAAAGAAUGACUCUCCAAUGCUUUAAAUGUAAUAAAAUAAUACUUUACUCAGAUAUAUGCAGUUAAAUACCAUAAAAGCAUGUUUGUAUCUUCUGUCUAAAGGAUGGAUUGGGAUUAUUU